This is a messenger RNA of Arabidopsis arenosa, 782 nucleotides long. NCBI's taxonomy places the organism in Eukaryota, Viridiplantae, Streptophyta, Magnoliopsida, Brassicales, Brassicaceae. The record is from the annotation of a GenBank genome assembly.
CGGCUCAUUACUCAUUUGUCUCAACCUUAAAUUAUACUAUAAAAAAAGAUAGAUAGAGAGAGAGAGAGAGCUAGAGAUAUGGGAAGAGGGAGAAGUUCAUCGUCUUCGUCGAUAGAGAGUAGCAGCAAGAGCAACCCAUUCGGUGGUUCAUCAAGUACUCGGAACCUAAGCACGGACCUGAGGCUCGGACUCAGCUUCGGGACAUCCUCAGGGACUCAAUAUUUUAACGGUGGUUAUGGGUACUCCGCUGCAGCUCCGGCGGCAAUGGAGGAGGAAGAAGAGAACGAGUGUAACAGUGUAGGGAGCUUCUACGUGAAAGUGAACAUGGAAGGAGUUCCAAUUGGAAGAAAGAUCGAUCUAAUGUCUCUUAAUGGCUACCACGACUUGAUCAGAACCCUAGAUUUCAUGUUCAACGCAUCCAUUCUCUGGGCUGAAGAAGAAGACAUGUGCAACGAGAAGAGUCAUGUGCUAACGUACGCAGAUAAGGAAGGUGACUGGAUGAUGGUUGGGGAUGUUCCUUGGGAGAUGUUCUUGUCUACUGUGAGAAGACUGAAGAUUUCAAGAGCUAAUUACCACUACUGAUAUAUAAGUCUACGUACUUGUGUUAAAUCGAAGUAAUGCCAAGAAAGAAGUUUUUGUCGGAUGUAAAUCAAUCGUCGGAUAUUUAUUAUAUUAUUUUCGUUUUUCCUCUGUGAUAGUACAUAAAUCUUGAACUCACUCUCUGAGUCUCUGAUUAUUCUCUCCUGUCCUCAUCUCCUCGGUAAUACACAGAAUAUAGCAAC